CUGAUUGCCGAGCGCGUAGGUCGGGUGUGUUCGGGUCCGGUCGGAAAGACUCGUUUCUGUUGCAAGUGCGUGACCUCUUUAGUCGGCUUCAGUGCUUUUUGGUGCGUUCUGUCCUCUUUUCGUUCGGUAGUUGAUUAGCCCCUCUUUUGUUGGUUUUGGAGUGUUUUGAUUUUUGGUUAUGUUGUGAAUCCGCCGGAUGGAUGUGUAGGAUUACUCUGCAUGUUAAGUGAGACGUGCGGGCGCGAUAAUGUGGACCAGAUAGAGCCGACACCAUGAACUCUGUGCUGCUGCUAAUGCUGACACUGCUGAUAGCUACAGGGUCUCCUCAGCACUACUCGUCACAAUGGGCAGUCCACAUCGAGGGCGGCAGACAUGCAGCAGAUGACAUAGCGUCCAGACACGGCUUCGUCAACUUAGGACAGAUUUUCCCGGACCUGUGGCACUUCGAACAUCUCAAGCUGGAAAAGCGCUCGGCAGAUCCCAGUCCAGACCAUCACGACAAUCUAGUCAUGGAACCUCAAGUCAAAUGGGCGAAACAACAGGUGAUAAAAUCAAGGACGAAAAGAGACUAUUUGAGUGUCAGCAACGAAGAUUCCAGCUACAGCCUAAACGACCCAAGAUGGACUCAGAUGUGGUACCUGAACCGCGGGAACGGACUCGACAUGAGCGUGGUGGGGGCCUGGCGAGAGGGUAUCACAGGCAAGGGUGUGGUAGUGACCAUCCUGGACGACGGGCUGGAGAGAGACCAUCCUGAUCUUAUCAAGAACUAUGACCCUCAAGCCAGCUAUGACGUCAACAGCAGGGAUGACGAUCCCAUGCCCAGGUAUGACCUGAUAGACUCCAACAGGCACGGAACCCGGUGUGCUGGAGAAGUCGCUGCUACGGCCAACAACUCCCUGUGUGCGGUCGGCAUCGCCUACGGUGCCAGCGUUGGAGGGGUAAGAAUGUUGGAUGGAGACGUGACAGAUGCGGUGGAGGCGCGGUCCCUGAGCCUGAACCCCCAACAUAUCGAUAUCUACAGCGCCUCCUGGGGCCCUGAUGACGACGGUAAAACUGUUGACGGCCCCGGGGAGCUCGCCAUGAGGGCCUUCAUCGAGGGCGUCACUAAGGGGCGAUCGGGCAAAGGGUCGAUUUUCGUAUGGGCCUCAGGGAACGGUGGACGAGACAACGAUAACUGUAACUGCGAUGGUUAUACAAACUCCAUCUGGACUCUCUCAAUCAGCAGUGCCACGGAGAACGGUCUAGUGCCAUGGUAUUCUGAGGCUUGCUCGAGUACCCUGGCGACCACCUACAGCAGUGGUUCCUCGGGCGAGAGACAAGUGGUGACGACGGAUCUCCACCACAUGUGUACCAGCAGUCACACGGGCACUUCGGCCUCUGCCCCACUGGCUGCCGGUAUCUGUGCUUUGGCGCUCGAGGCUAACCGACUGCUGACGUGGCGGGACAUGCAGCAUAUCGUGGUCGCCACGGCGAGACCCGCCAAUCUCCGGGCGCCUGACUGGACUAUCAAUGGGGUUGGCAGGAACGUGAGCCACUCAUUCGGCUACGGUCUGAUGGAUGCGGCGGCGAUGGUCCGAGUUGCCCGCACCUGGCAGACCGUCCCUGAGCAACACAAGUGUGAAGUGUCUGCUCCACAUAUCAACAAGGGUAUCCCACCAAAAGGAACUCUCAGCCUAAAACUGAACGUGAAAGAGUGUACAGGAGUGAACUAUCUAGAACACGUACAGGCCAAAGUAACGCUGAUGUCACAGCGGCGCGGGGACUUACAGAUAAUGUUGACAUCGCCCUCAGGAACGCGGUCCACACUCCUGGCUCGCCGGCCCCACGACAUCUCCCGAGCAGGAUUCGACUCUUGGCCCUUCAUGUCCGUGCACACGUGGGGGGAGCAGCCCUUCGGCGUGUGGCAGCUCGAUAUCCACAACGAGGGACGAUACUUGGGACGCGCCACUCUACAUGAGUGGGCUUUGCUGUUUUAUGGUACCGAAGCGCCCCCAGGUCACCUGCCACCCCUCGCACCCCCCUACCCCGUCAACCUCCCCCCGCCGCCCAGAAAGAACAAAAACAAUAGAAAGAACAAGUCCAAUACCACGACGAAGCCUUGGCGGGGUUCCACUAAAGAGUCGAAAUCCUCCUCUAUGUACAACAAAAAGGUUGCAGCCACUUCCUCACCCUCCUCUCGGAAAACCCCCAGGCCUUCCGUCAUCUCCGCCCGGCGUCCUACCACUCUUCCGCCUACCAAGACACCGGUGGAUGUCACCGGGACCCCUCCUGUCAGUCUUAUCCUUCUCGCCCCUCCCCUCCAGCCCUCCAACUUGUCUCCGCCCCUGUACCCUGCUAUAUUCCAGAAGUACCCCAAAGUACAACAGCUUUUCCCCUACUCCCGGCUAUACGAAGGACCUCCAAGACCCUCUAAGAAGGGAAUUUCUCAAGAUGACCCUACGGAAUCGAGGAAGCCGUCAGGUCAACUGAUCGACUGGCAGAUGAUCUUCUAUGGCACGGAUUUGCCACCACAAACCUCCUCCCUGACGCCGGCUCCGGUGAGGGUGACCACGCAGAAGUCCAGUGACCGCUGGACAGACGUCAAGUCCGUCGACCGGACCAAGACUUCCGACUUCCGGGACCACAUGCUGGACAUUUCCGGUUGCCAGAGGGCCUCGGAGACCUGCCUAGAAUGUUCCUCCGGCCUACUGUUGGUAGAGGGUCGUUGUGCCCACAACUGUACCGAAGGCUACUACCCUGCCCUUACCAACGUCUGCGCUCGCUGUCACUACAGUUGCCUCUCCUGCUCUGGCCCUAACGAUUACCAAUGUUUGGUCUGCUAUGGGGACGCUCUUCUCGUUGUCUUCGACCAGGAAUCCUACUGCUACCCGCGCACUCUGGUGGAGACCAUGGACAUCACCAAGUGGUACUACAGGGCCUGUCUAGGGCUAGCGUUCAACAUCUGCCUGCUCCUGGUCUUCAUCUGCUACAUCUACUGUCAGAACCGAGGCUUCGCCUGGCGCAAACCGGUCAUGACGUCGGCUCCCUACACCAAAAGCGCGGCCAUUACUUCACCCUCGGUCAUCUACGACCUCGCCAGAGCCGAGAGCGACUCCGACUGAACGUUAUGGAUCUCGCAGAGUAGAGCUUCCUCUGGGGCUUGUGAAGAUUGUGGACCAUGUCCACUAACUCUGCAACAAACGUGCAUCGUGAAAAAUACCCUAGAAAGUAGUAAAAGGACCAAUAACGAAAUUUGAGGUUUGAAAAGAGAAAGAUUUAAUCGAAUAACCCUUCGUUACAUGUUUCUUGUACUCGCAUUGCCUGGAAAAAUCGAUAGUCAAUUCCCUGAGGUUGCUCAAUCUUAAAAGCUGUUUCAACCGGUACAUAGUUUCUUCACUCAUGAAACAUAACUAUCUAAGUCUUAUUUUAUAUGAACUUUUGCAUUUGUUUCAUGUGGUAAUCAUAUCAUCAGUUGUAACUUACAGAAAAUAUUUCUCAUGGCAACUGUUCUCGUCCAGCUUAUGAUCAAAUGUAAAUUAAUUGUGGGUUUUAGCAGACUUUGGCUGUAUUCCUAUUUUGUUUUUAACUCUUGUCACGUGCAUCGCUGUUUUUUUGUAAGAAAUAGGACGUUCUAUAAAUAAUUAGUCGAAAAUAUGUGUGAUAGUGUAUACAUAUGACGUUCCUAAUUGGGUUGUAGCAUAGAUAUGAACUGAGUUCGUAACAAUAAAACUACUUAUUAUAAAGCGUAUAGAUAUUAGCUAGAACAAACAAUGUUUUAAUAUGAUAUAUGUCAUGGAUUAUUUAAUUUAGAUGGACUGCAGAGUGUUAAUAGAUGAACAAAUACUAGUGCGUAUAAAGAUAGUACAUGUAGAGAAAAUGUAUGUGUAAUAAAACCAUGUUACAGGAUUACAUUAGCUAUAUAAGUUGUUGAAUAACAGUUCUGGGAGAUGUACAGUAUCAACUCAUUGUGUAAUAGUUACAUGCUGACUAGGAGAGUCUACAUUUCCUAAUACAUUUUAAAAAACCAACUUUUGUGGAUGCUAUAAAAAAUUACCUUUUCAGGGUAACACAAUGAAUUUAUUAUACAAAAUAUACUAAACAAAGUUUAAAUUUACUUCUUUCCAGCUUCUUUUCAAUAAUUGUGUGUUUUGUGAAUAAAUGCGUGUAUAAAAAUAA
Messenger RNA from Homalodisca vitripennis (glassy-winged sharpshooter), 4155 nucleotides. RefSeq names its product furin-like protease 1. The record is from RefSeq and is a predicted model, not a curated record. Bases 273 to 3101 code for a protein of 942 amino acids. NCBI's taxonomy places the organism in Eukaryota, Metazoa, Arthropoda, Insecta, Hemiptera, Cicadellidae. Gene Ontology annotation, molecular function: serine-type endopeptidase activity. The transcript has 16 exons. Gene Ontology annotation, biological process: peptide hormone processing. Gene Ontology annotation, cellular component: trans-Golgi network; Golgi membrane.